Etheostoma spectabile (orangethroat darter) is the source of this 2398-nucleotide messenger RNA. RefSeq names its product sosondowah ankyrin repeat domain family d (gene sowahd). Gene Ontology annotation, molecular function: protein binding. Lineage: Eukaryota; Metazoa; Chordata; Actinopteri; Perciformes; Percidae. Bases 324 to 1316 code for a protein of 330 amino acids. The transcript is spliced from 2 exons. The record is from RefSeq and is a predicted model, not a curated record.
AUUCUCGCCAUUGGUCUUGCCAGAGAAUGAGAUAAGAAUGAACUUUGUCUCCUAUUGUGAAGAAAUGAGGAUAGCGGCUUAAAUCUAUAGCUAAGUAUUUGACAACCGUAAAAUACCUUAAUUCCCUUAUAACGUUUUGACUGAAGUGCUUAACGGUCGAUAAAGUGUGAGACUCGGUCACUGAAUGCGUCGGUCGGCGUGCGCUUAUUAGGACCCCAAACAGAAUGAGUGGAGUAGAGGGAAACCGUCCCGAGUUUAUAAUUUGACGCUAAUAUCUUCUGGGUGUUGUCUAAAUAAAGGAAGUAGCAUUGAACUCAGCGUGCAUGGAGCCGAGCAGCAUGUCCGAGAGCAGAUCGGAUGAUGUUGGAUGUGACUUAACUGGAUCGGAAUCAGCUGUCAGUAAUGCCACCCACGGCAGCCGGACGUCCAGACAGGGCACCGUUGUGGAGCGACUCUCGAGGUAUGUCAUGCCCAGUGCUUUCCAGCGUAGGUCGAGGCUGCAGAGGCAGAUGGAAGUCACUGACAGCUCCGCACCGGGAGGACUCCAGAGGGAGGCUCCGGAGAGAGGCUCGUUCACACCCGCUAUGCGUAAAAAAUACCUGAAAGAGUUGCUGUUAAGCAAUCCAACACACAGCGGUUUUAGUAGCGUACUGUCACAAACGCACAGUGUGUCCUCCGAGCAGGACGAAGGCUGGGCUUUGUAUCCGAUGGAGCACGCGUGGAUGCUGUCUGCAGUGGAGGGAAACUAUGAAACCAUCCUGGAGUUCAUCUCCGAGGACCCCUAUCUGUUAACCAGGAAGGAUUUCAUCAGUGGGUACUCAGUCCUGCACUGGUUGGCCAAGAGAGGACAGGACGAGACUCUGCUCAAACUUUUAAGGUACGCGGAAAGUGCGGGGAUCCCGGUGAAUGUGGACGUGCGGGGCAGCGGCGGGCUCACCCCGCUGCAUGUCGCCAGCAUGCACAGGCAGUACAUGGUCAUCAAGCUGCUGGUCGGAGCUUUCAGUGCCAACGUAGAUGCCAUGGACUACAAUGGAAAGAGAGCCUGGCAGUAUCUGAAGGGAGACGCCCCGCUGGAGAUGAAGGAGCUGCUGGGGACCUGGGAUGAUGACCACGGAUGUGGAUGUGCGCAAAAUGUCAACAAAAACGUCAACAACAACAGCGCUGGCGCAAUGAACAUGACCGCAUAUGACGAGGUCGAUCGUGGAGAGACAGAUCACGUGAACUCCUUUGACCCGGCUAAGACGGGGAGCAGCUGGGGGUUUGGGUCUUUGAGAAAGUUGCUGCCCUCGUUUUCAUUUCUUGGGAACAAAAGCUGAGUCUGGUUAUGACAUGCCUCCAAAUAUGUGCAUUAUUUUCAAUCAGUUCACGUUUUUUUGUGGUUCCUAACCUCAUGUGGAGCAAAUAUCUUCAUGCCAAGUCAUUUCUGCAUAUUGAGGCCUUAGUUCUUAAAACAAUUGUAAUUUAAAUAAUUCAUUAUAGAGCAACCCACAUUGCUUUCAAGACAACCACUUCUUCUUGAGAACAAGUUAAACUGCAACCUUUUCAGGAUUGAAUAAGCAAUGAUCAAAGGGAUUUAUUUUAAAGGUUUGCUUUGGUUGUCAAAUACUUAAUACCAUGCCCUCCCAUAUCCUUCAGACAAAAAUGACAACUUGUGAUAGAUUAAUAGACAUUGCUACAUUAGGGGGGCUCAAGUUAAGGUCGGGAGCCACUGCACCAUUUCACCUAUAAAGUAUUUAAUCAGUAUGCUUUUCAUGGAGCCCAGUGAAAGUACUGGCACUUGAUUAGAUUAAUUUUGAUGAACAUUUUCUUCCAACCUACCCAGUUGUGCUUAUGUGAACAGCUCAACAUUUGGGAUUGCUGACCUGGCAAACCACUUUAAGUAAACAUUUCAUAGUUUGUCCUGCUACUAGAUUCAGCUUCUUGAAUUGCACUGCUGUCUUUGGCACAAGAAACAAAGUCAGAGCUUAGUAGUAGCCAAACUAGAAAUAACCACAAUCUUCCAUUAACAUGUAGAAAUUCUCCUCUUAAAAAGUGCAGAAUUGCAUGAAAGGCAUGUGGUCAGGAGAGUGAAACCCUUUGAGUGCUUGUCUUCGUAAAGAGAUGUGUCAGUGGCAACCCUCAAUGUAACGUUUGCCUCAGAUGUACAGUCUGUAAAUAGAUAACCAAAUGUCAAGUUUGAUCACAGAUCUUUUAUUGUCAAACAUGAGCAUAACCAGAGUAUCUGUACAAAAUGACUGCUGGACCAGAUAACAUGACUCCGUGCUUGUGGACAGGCCCAGCAGCUGGAGGUCCUGGCAGAUGUUGGGAUGCUUGGAUCCAGGGACCCUCAUGUUUACAGACCGAGCUUGGUCCUCCUCCAGUGUCUCCUCUUGGAGUUGUACCUGAAAAACAUUAGAAA